CCCAGGGCCCCGCGGGUGGGGGAGGUGCCGGCCUCGCGGCGGGGGGAGGGCGCCCUCUCGGGCCCGGCCGGGCCGGCAGCAGCAGGGUCGGGGGCCGUUUGCCGCCGCAGCCGCCCGGCUGUUGCCGCUGUGCCCGCUGCGCUCAGGACUCAUUCAUGAACUUCAUUCUUACACUGCGAUCAUUCAAAUAUAAACAUCUUUCAACUCAACACAGGCAAAUUCCCGUGGAGGAUCCCUUUCCGUUCAGAGACUCCACCAAGCUCCUGGUGACCAGGGUGGUAUAGCCUGAACCCGUCAGGGUAAUUCUAGAAGCUAUGGACAUACUCUUUAGAAUACGAGGAGGCUUGGAUCUGGCAUUUCAGCUUUCAACUACUGAUGAGGCAUCAACAAAAGAGGCAUUAAAAUAUAUUUUCAGUGAUCUUGCAAACAAACUGUCUUCAGAUGUUCUUGUAUUACGGAUUUGCCACAGUUCGGUCUAUGUGUGGCCUAACAAUGGUAUGAACACUGUUCCAUCAGAACUGACUGAUGAUUCUGCUUCUAAGGAGAUAAUAAGAUUUAUACAAUUUGAUCAAGAUGAUGAGACCAGACGAAAGCUUGGCAAAAAAAAGGAUAAAAAGUUGCAAGAUAUGCAGCAGAUAGUCAAUAUAGACCUGAUGUUAGAGAUGACAUCUUCAUUAGCUGCUUUGGCUCCAGUCAUUGAAAGGGAAAACAAGGAACACCACUAUAUUAAUAUGACGUUACCAGUUGAUGUUGUUGUAUCUGUUUCUCCAGAAGAAACUUGGGGAAAGGUGCGGAAUCUGCUGGUGAAGGCAAUUCACAGGCAAUUGAGUGAUAUGGAAAGAUGUAUCAUGAAAUACAGGAAGGGAACAUCAAUUGUGGUACCAGAACAAUUUCAUUUCAUGUUACCAGGAAAAAAUCACCUUGUAACAAUCUCCUAUCCUACAGGUAUUUCAGAUGAUCAACUGGAAAGUUACAGAAAGGAAUUACACGGAUUGUUCAAUCUACCAUGUGAUAGACCGUUUUUCAAGAGAGCAAAUGCUUAUCAUUUUCCAGAUGAACCAUAUAAAGAUGGAUAUCUCAGAAAUCCACAUGUACAUCUUAAUCCACCUGGUACAGAUGCUGGUAUGGUUUAUUUAGUACAUGGCAUAUAUAGUUACCAUCACUAUAUGCAGGAUCGGAUUGAUGACAGUGGUUGGGGCUGUGCCUAUCGGUCUUUGCAGACUAUCUGUUCUUGGUUCAAGCACCAAGGUUACAUGGAUGCAUCUAUACCAACACACAAGGAAAUUCAACAGGCAUUGGUUGAUGCUGGAGACAAACCAGCAGCAUUUGUUGGGUCACAGCAAUGGAUUGGCUCUAUUGAGGUACAGCUUGUUUUGAACCAACUGUUUGGAAUAACAUCAAAAAUAUUGUUUGUCAGCCAAGGUUCUGAACUAGCUUUGCAGGGAAGAGAACUUGCUAAUCAUUUCAAUACUGAAGGAACUCCAGUUAUGAUUGGUGGAGGUGUUUUGGCUCAUACAAUAUUAGGAGUGGCUUGGAAUGAGAUUACAGGGCACAUAAAAUAUUUGGUUCUAGACCCACAUUACACUGGAGGAGAAGAUCUGCAUGUUAUUUUGGAAAAGGGUUGGUGUGGAUGGAAGGGCCCAGAGUUCUGGAACAAGGAUGCUUAUUAUAACCUGUGCCUACCACAACGACCAGAAACUAUUUAAAUUCUAAUCUUAUGCUGGAACAUGCUGAACCAGAAUACUAGCUGAUCUAGAUAUAACUGUCUCAUUAUUUAUGUUGUAUACAGAAUAUCUGGAAAAAGCUUCAAGUCAGUCAAUACCCAGCUGAAAUAGAAAUGUUACUUAAGUAACUUUUAAAUUAAGAACUUAAAAAAAAAAUACCUUUAAAAAUAAUGGAACUGCUGUGAACUGUAUUUCUGUACAAAUACAUUUAUUAAGUAA
Messenger RNA from Dromaius novaehollandiae (emu), 1943 nucleotides. It is a transcript of the gene UFSP2, whose product is annotated as UFM1 specific peptidase 2. The transcript has 13 exons. The record is from RefSeq and is a predicted model, not a curated record. Bases 315 to 1706 code for a protein of 463 amino acids. NCBI's taxonomy places the organism in Eukaryota, Metazoa, Chordata, Aves, Casuariiformes, Dromaiidae.